Molecule: messenger RNA, 1023 nt
Organism: Penicillium cosmopolitanum
Lineage: Eukaryota; Fungi; Ascomycota; Eurotiomycetes; Eurotiales; Aspergillaceae
Exons: 3
Coding region: 1-1023 (340 amino acids)
Biological process (GO): N-acylethanolamine metabolic process; N-acylphosphatidylethanolamine metabolic process
Cellular component (GO): membrane-bounded organelle; cytoplasm
Molecular function (GO): zinc ion binding; N-acylphosphatidylethanolamine-specific phospholipase D activity
Source: RefSeq, a predicted model, not a curated record
AUGCUCAUGCGUCGCUUGACCGGCAAAGCCAAUGUACCCGACACUACAGGCCCAACCGUCACAGUUCGAAAGCCCGAAUUCCUUUCUACUCGAGAUAACACAAAACUUCGUGCAACAUGGCUUGGACACGCCUGCUAUUAUAUUGAGUUUCCUGGUGGUCUUCGGGUUCUUUUCGAUCCCGUAUUGGACAAGCACUGCGGUCCUUACGGUCUGCUGGGACCGAAGCGAUACACGCCCGCUCCCUGUGAGAUCAAAGAUAUCCCUUUGAUCGAUGCUGUGGUCAUUUCGCAUAAUCAUUAUGAUCAUCUCUCCCACCCUGGUGUGACUGAAAUCGCCAAGUUACACCCCAACUGUCAUUUCUUCGUUCCGUUGGGUAAUAAGGCCUGGUUCCAUAGUUGCGGAAUCGAGAAGGUGACGGAAAUGGAUUGGUGGGAUGAGCGCGACAUCACUCUGUCCCCAUCAAAUGAUGAGAAUGCCCAAAUGGAGGUUACGGGAAAAGCUACAAUUGGACCGGCGGAGAUCAGGGCUCGGCUUGGGUUCUUGCCCUCCCAGCAUGUUACCGCUCGCACACCCUUUGACCGCUUUAAGACUCUAUGGGGCUCUUGGUCUAUUGAGUCUGGAGGUAGCAAGGUGUAUUUCACAGGCGACACUGGUUACAAAGCAGUCCCUGAGCUUCCCGAAGGCGAAGAUGACCAUGACGCCAAGUACGACUAUCCUAUCUGUCCCGCAUUCAAACAAGUGGGCGAAUUCCGAGGUCCCUUUGACCUGGGCUUGAUUCCUAUCGGAGCAUAUGCCCCUCGUCACAUCUGGAGCCCGGCACAUGUGGAUCCCCAUGAUGCCGUUAAUAUUUUCCAGGAUACCAAGUGCAAAAACGCACUUGGAAUGCACUGGGGAACGUGGGUUCUUACUGAGGAGGAUGUUCUUGAGCCUCCGGAGAAGCUGAAGACCGCACUGAAGAAAUUCGACAUACCUGAAAAGGGUGUUUUUGACGUGUGUGAGAUUGGUGAGAGCCGGGAAUACUGA